AAAGAAUCCACCGUGUGGACUGAAGUGGACUCGGUAAGAGUCGGCGAGAUUUCGUCUGGACCAGACAUCCUUGGAACUGCCCGAUUGGGCAGGUCCUUGCGGACUCUAUCGAUGAAGAUAGAGACGACCACUUGGCUAUAAAGACCGGCUGGGAACGGACUCGGGAUAGGGGAUUUACUACAGCUCUACAAGUCCUUCUCUUGUACUAUAUUGCAUCAUGGCUUCUGCCCCCGAUACCACAUCCAUCCCGGGAUACACGAUCUUCCGGGAGGGAGACUACGAUAGUGUCGCUGCCACGGCGAUGCUUCCACAGGGAGUUCCCCACCCGCUAGACCAGCUCACCAUUCGGGAAAUCCCCGACACGGCCCAGAUCAUCCGCAACCAUGCCAGCCCCAGGACCGUCAAGUUCAACUGCAUCACACUGCGCGAGCCCCGCAAGGCCGAGUACCAGGCCUUCAGAGCCGGCAAGACUGCCGCUCCCGAUCGUCGCGCAUUCGCCAUCAUCAUUGAGCGCGAGACCCAACAAGUCGCCGAGGUCAUUGUCAACUUGAAGACCAAGAAGGUCGAGGAGUGGAAGGCCGUGAAGAAUGUGAUGCCCACGCUCACUCUCGAGGAUCUCGAUGUCAUGGAGCGCAUUGCCCGCAAGGAUGCCCGCGUUAUCCGCGCCUGCGCGGAGAUCGGUAUCACCGAUAUGAACAAGGUCUUCCUCGAUGCCUGGGCUAUUGGUAUCGAUGAGCGCUGGGGCUUCGAGCGCCGUCUCCAGCAGGGUCUGGCUUACUACCGUGCCUCGGAGUUCGACAACCAGUAUGCCCACCCUCUGGACUUCUCCGUGGUUGCCGAUACCGAGACCGAGGAGGUCCUCAGCGUUGACGUGCGCACGGUCAAUGGCGAGCGCGUUCCCGUCCCUCUCAAGGAGCACAACUACCUCCCCGAGUUCAUCGGUGACGGCUACAUCCACGACCGCCUCAAGCCGAUCGACAUCACCCAGCCUCAGGGUGUCUCCUUCAAGGUCCGCGGCAACGAGCUCUCCUGGGCCAACUACAAGAUGCACAUUGGCUUCAACUACCGUGAGGGUAUCGUCAUCUCCGAUGUCCGCUCCCACGACAUGUACGAGGACCGUGAGCGCACUCUCUUCAACCGCAUCUCCGUCGUUGAGAUGGUUGUCCCAUACGGCUGCCCCGAGAAGCCUCACCACAAGAAGCACGCUUUCGAUGUCGGCGAGUACGGCACCGGUCUCAUGACCAACUCGCUCAAGCUGGGCUGUGAUUGCAAGGGUGCUAUUCACUACAUGGACGGUGUCAUGUCUACCUCCAACGGUGAGGCUGCGGUCAUCAAGAACGCCAUUUGCAUUCACGAGGAGGACAACGGCCUCCUGUACAAGCACACCGACUACCGUGACGGCACCGUGAUCUCGGCCCGUGACCGGAAGCUCAUCAUCUCCCAGAUCAUCACUGCCGCCAACUACGAGUACGGCUUCUACCACACUUUCACUUUGGACGGCACCUACAAGCUCGAGAUGAAGCUUACCGGUAUGCUGAACACCUACUCUCUGCACGAGACCGAGCAGGCCGCUCCUUACGGAACCCAAGUUGCUCCCCAAAUCACCGCCCACAACCACCAGCACAUCUUCUCCCUCCGUAUCGACCCCGAGAUCGACGGUACCAACAACACCGUUGUUCAGAAUGACGCCGUCUCCGCCGACGCCCCCGUCGGGUCCCCCGAGAACCCCUACGGCAACGCCUUCCUCAGCAAGAAGACCCCCCUUCGCACCUCUCUCGAGGGCGCUGCCGACUACUGCUACGAGACCCAGCGCUCAUGGGACAUCAUCAACCCCAACCGCAUGAACACCACCGCCAAGAAGCCGGUCGGAUACAAGAUCCUCAACAACAACUGCCCCCCUCUCCUCGCCAAGCCCGGCAGCACCGUCUACAACCGCGCCGGCUUCGCUCGCAAGCCCCUCUGGGUCACCCCCUACAAGGACUACGAGCUCUUCCCUGCCGGUGACUACGUGUGCCAGUCCACCGGUGAGGAGAACCACCCUCACAACUCGACCAUUAUCGACUGGGCCAAGCGCAACGAGAACAUUGAAAACACCGAUAUCGUCUGCUAUCUCCAGUUCGGUCUCACUCACUUCCCCCGUACCGAGGACUUCCCCGUCAUGCCCGCCGAGCCAGUCAGCAUCAUGCUGCGCGCGUCCAAUUUCUACGAGAAGAACCCCGGUCUGUGGGUGCCGCCUUCGGCGAUUUGUGUCGAUACUCAGUCGACGAAUGCAUUUUCCACCUCCUGCUGUGCCGCUAAUGCUCCGGCCAGCACGUCAAGAUUGUAAAGCAUGAACGGGUCGUUUGGGUGUUGGCAAACAAAACUUUGCUCUUUCGGUUUUAUGUGAUGUGAUGAAUAUAUUGUAAAUAAGCCAUUUGUUCUCAUCUUUGUUCAUAGUUUUGAAACAUACAUUUCUUUCACUUUCUGAUACUCUCCAUUCUUUCUUACUAUCAGCGGGCUGGCUUGCCAUAUAAAUACAUUCGUAGUAAAGAAUCUCCACUAUUCACACCUGACGAUACAUAAUAUCCGUCCUAAUAGUAUACUUGGUCCCCCUAAACACGGGAUCCCCACUAUGCAUCAGCCCACUAUGCUGAAAGAUCAACACCGACCCCGUCCUCGGAAAGAUCCGCAACUGCUCAUGCCCACUCUUAUAACUAGGAAUAGGAAUAAACGACGUCGCCCCACCCAACAACCUCCCCUUCGGAUCAGGAUUCACCUUCGUCGGCUUCUCCUCCGCCCUCCCCAACUCCCCAAGAUCCUGCUCCCCUUCCCCAUUAAGAUAAAUCUGAAUUGUAUAAAACGAAACAUCCCCAUUCGGCGCCUCAUACUGCCCAUCCCAAUGCGGACGAAAGUACUCACCACCCUCAUACCGCAGGAACCGUAAUCGCUCAUUCAGCGCAGCCAAUCGAUACGAUUUGCCCCGGCCAAUGAGCCCAGUCACGCUCGUGCGAUCAGUGAACGACUCGAUAUCGAAGUCGCGGAGAAACGGCGUUAGGCGGGCGAGAAGUCGCCGUGUGAUGUCUGGAGUAUCCCACAUGAUGCGCGCGCAGUUGCGGGCGUCGGUGGCGAGGAUUUGUUUUCCGCCGCCGAUGUUGACCAUGGCGCGUUCCCAGCCGUUCCGGGUGCUGGAUUCGGCGAGGGCGAUGAGGUCUUGGCAUUCGGACUCGGUGAGGAAGUCGUCUAUCACGGCGGCGAAGUGGUUUUUGUAUUUUGGGAGGGCGGGGUUGGAUGUUUCAAAGUCGAUUUGGUGGACGUGAACUGUGGGAGGUGGUUGGGGUGGCAGGAACCCAUUGGGGAUUUUGAUGGGGAUUGAAGCCAUGAUUUUCUGAUUUGUGUGUUGCUGUUGGAUGUGAUGGGAGAAGGUGGGGGGAGUCAGUAGAAAAGAGAGUAAGAGCCUCAGCCUUGGCCUUGGCCUUUUGAGGGAAGCUCGCCAGUUGGGGCUGAGGGCUCCGCCUCAUAUUUGACAAACGGGGCAAACAUAGGGCACAGCUUUGAAUACGGGCUUUGGGAAAAGACUUGAGAACCAAGGAUGGACCCAGCGGAUAAGCGAAUGCUUGUCCGUCAACAUUAGAUGAAAGAUCGAAGAUGAAUCAAGUGGUCAG
Molecule: messenger RNA, 3641 nt
Organism: Penicillium brasilianum
Lineage: Eukaryota; Fungi; Ascomycota; Eurotiomycetes; Eurotiales; Aspergillaceae
Source: the annotation of a GenBank genome assembly